UCUUCAUUGUGUGCCAGGUUCAUUGCACGCGUUCCUCCUUGGCAUCGGCAAGCUUGACAACUGGGACCCCUCGCUGGGACUGAAAUAGUCGAAGGAAGUGCCGUAAGAAGGAGCUCGUCUUGUGGCUGCUGAACCUUUGCAUUCCUAGAAGAUCGAACCGUUGUCUUGCUCUUCUUGGUUAUUCGUUGUUGCUCAUAUUCUAAACCGAUGGCGUCUGAUUCGAAUGGACCUGCAUCUGAUAAUACCCUCCGGUCUAUCUGUUACAAGCGGGGUUCGCUUCAGCUUCUUGAUCAGAGAAAGCUCCCUCUAGAAACAGUUUAUUUGGACAUUCAGAAUUCAACAGAUGGCUGGAGUGCCAUAAAAGAUAUGGUGGUCCGAGGAGCACCUGCUAUUGCCAUCGCAGCAGCACUUUCUUUGGCUGUUGAAGUUUCCAAUCUAGAGGCAUUUAAUGGGUCACCUCAUGAUGCAGGAAGCUUCCUCGGAAAGAAAUUAGAUUAUCUUGUCUCAAGUCGGCCAACUGCAGUGAACCUUUCAGACGCUGUAACUAAACUCAAAGAAGUUAUAUCUAAGGCUGUUGCUUCUACUACGGAGGCCAAGAGUGUUUUUCAGGCGUAUAUAGAAGCUUCUGAGAUUAUGCUUGAGGAUGAUGUUGCCUCAAAUAGAGCAAUUGGUUCUUUUGGAGCUAGUAUUAUUCAACAACAGACAGGGAAAAUAAAGCUUUCUGUCUUGACCCAUUGCAACACUGGAAGUCUUGCCACUGCUGGAUAUGGUACUGCUCUGGGUGUGAUUCGUGCACUUCAUAGUGAAGGGGUUUUAGAAAGGGCCUAUUGCACAGAAACACGCCCAUUCAAUCAGGGAUCUAGGCUCACGGCCUAUGAGUUGGUGCAUGAACGCAUACCUGCAACUCUUAUAGCAGAUUCUGCGGCAGCUGCACUGAUGAAAGCUGGACGAGUAGAUGCUGUUGUUGUUGGGGCAGAUCGUGUUGCAUCAAAUGGUGACACAGCCAACAAAAUUGGAACCUAUAGUGUUGCCUUGUGCGCCAAGUUUCAUAAUGUACCCUUUUAUGUGGCUGCCCCUUUGACUUCCAUUGAUCUAUCACUUUCUUCCGGACAAGAAAUUGUCAUUGAGGAGAGAUCUCCCAAGGAAUUGUUGAAUGCACGUGGAGGACUUGGAGAGGCCGUUGCCGCACCAGGAAUUUCUGUGUGGAACCCCGCAUUUGAUGUCACACCGGCUGCUUUGAUUUCCGGUAUCGUCACAGAGAAGGGUGUCAUUACCAAAACAAGUGAUGAUACAUUCGACAUAAAAGCUUUCGCACAGAAGACAGGUUAUGCCAAGGGCUGAAGUAAUGAUAACGUAACAUUAGUUCUCUGCUUGAAAAACGACUUGUGGAUAGUGAAUUAUGGGGAUAAGUUCAUGAAGACAUGUUCAAUAUCUAAUCAUUUUGAUUCAAGCAGCGUAGGGUAAGUUUGUCAGAUGAGGUGCAAGUGGUCCUGCAAAACAGAUAGGGACUAGUAAAUGAAUGGGUAAGUUGAACAAUAAUUAGAUGUGGAUCCUAUGUGCUGUUGAAACAACACACUACUGUUCUGACACAAUAGCGUACUAUUCAUAAAUUCAUAAAUACAGGAUUACAAUACAUGGAAGAUGAGUCCUUGUCCUUGAUGGUUGAUACUGAGUUGGU
Neltuma alba is the source of this 1678-nucleotide messenger RNA. RefSeq names its product methylthioribose-1-phosphate isomerase. Lineage: Eukaryota; Viridiplantae; Streptophyta; Magnoliopsida; Fabales; Fabaceae. The coding region runs from base 208 to 1341 and encodes 377 amino acids. Gene Ontology annotation, molecular function: S-methyl-5-thioribose-1-phosphate isomerase activity. The transcript is spliced from 9 exons. The record is from RefSeq and is a predicted model, not a curated record.